Messenger RNA from Bursaphelenchus xylophilus (pine wood nematode), 18872 nucleotides. Lineage: Eukaryota; Metazoa; Nematoda; Chromadorea; Rhabditida; Aphelenchoididae. The record is from the annotation of a GenBank genome assembly.
AUGCACUGGACGCCCGCAGCGACAAGUGAGUACGGCGCGCAACAACUGAACUGGUCCGACCUCGACUGGACCGAGCCCAUCUACAGCCUGGAUCACCCCACCAAGACGCCGGCGCCCAAGAGCGCGCGCUGCGAACCGGCCUUGGCCCACGCCCGCUGCGCCUGGGGCUUCGAGCGGCGCGGCUCGCUGUACAGCGAGAACAGUCAGGCCUCCUCCACCUGGUCGCCCAAACCGCAAUACACCGAGCCGCGGGGCUCGCCCUACAACAACAUUCAUGUGAGUUGGAGGGCUUGAGAAGUUGGGGAGGUUGGGACUUUUAAGAGAUUUUUGGGGUCUUUUGGAGAUUUUUAGGAACAUUGGAGCCGUUACGAUAUUUUUUUUGCGACUUUAUGUUAGCCAUAUUGAAUUUUGGAGAGCCUGGGACGCUUGGCGGAUUUGGGGACCAUUUUUGGGGUGUUUUUGGUAAAUUAGAGCCCUUAGGAGACUUUUUGGGAUCUUAGAGCUCAAAGGGGAUUUUUAGGCCCAUUAGAGCCCUUAGGGGAUUUUUUCAAAAGAUUAGAGCCCUUAGGGAGGGUUUUUGGCACAUUUGAGCCCUUAGGAAAUUUUUUGGGAAAUUAGGGCCCUUCGGGGUGUUUUUGGUAAAUUUGAGCCCUUAGGGGAUUUCUAGGCCCAUUAGAGCCCUUAGGGGAUUUUUUUCGAAACAUUAGAGCCCUUAAGGAGGGUUUUUGGCACAUUUGAGCCCUUAGGAUUUUUUUUGGGAAAUUAGGGCCCUUCGGGGUGUUUUUGGUGAAUUAGAGCUCUUAGGGGAUAAAGGAACCAUUUUUAGAGGUUUUCUGGGACAUUAGAGCCCUUUUUGGCAACUUUUUUAGCUAUAUAAUUUAGCUAUAUAACAUUUUUGGAAUUUUUAGAUUUUUUGGAUUUUUUUGGUUUUUAUCGUAUUUAAAAUUCAAAAACUUGGGGCUUCGGUAGUUCAGCCCCCCACGAAAGGUAGUUCAAACCCCGACUGUUUUGCCCGUUUCACACCUCACAUAAUGAAUAAAUUAGAAUAAUACAAAAAAUGUAAGUGGGGGUUUGAUCUACUACGUUGGGGGUUUGAUCUAAAACGUAGGUGGCUUUUUCUAAAACGUAGGGGGGCUUCAUCUAAAACGUAGGGGGCUUGAUCUAAAACGUAAGGGGCUUCAUCUAAAACGUAGGGGGCUUGUGCUGGACCGUACAACUUGGAUUAAUUCUUUGAAAUAAAUUUUGGGGUUCAGAAUGGACGAGGGGGGUUGUACUGGGUCAUGGGGGGCUGAACUGGACUGGGGGGCUGUACUACCUUAGCCCCAAAAACUUUUCUAAUCUUCCCAAAAAAUUCCACACCGGAUGUAAACUCCUCUGCUCUUUUUCCCGCCUUGACAUGAAGAUGAACUGGAAUGUUGCUCUAGAGCUUCCCAAUUGCGUAUAGGUUUAGCCGUUUAAGCCGCGCCGACUUCAACCGACUAAUCCCCGCUUAUAACGAACAUUGGUCCGGAAUUUUUUACACAAUAGAAUGCGUACAUCGGAUUUGAAAACGAUGACAAGGGCUCGGGUAAAUUUUUGUAGUUUUUUUGCGUAAGGAUGUCAGAUUGGGAAUUGGUGGUUAGGAAUUGGAAAAAUGGGGGUUUUCCAAAGUUCGAGUUAAAAAUCUCGGUUAGUUUUAGAGAAUAUAAGCCAAAAUUUUCAGGGAUUUAUCAGACAGCUAUAGUCUGGAUUUCUGCCAAGUUUCAGGCAAAUCGGAGAUGAAAAAAUUUUUUGGCCAUAAACGGGAUUUUUUGAUUUUUUAGUUAAAAAUCGAUGAUGAAAAGCUAAAUUAGAGACUUGUCAGCUUGUAUAAUUUUUUGAAAACACAAUUGUCGUUUCUUUAUUCUCAAAAAUUCACAAAAAUCAAAAAAAAAUCCAAAAAUUCAAAUUUUUUAUUUAAAUUUUUUGCAUUUUUUUGCCUCAAAAAAAACACGGAAAAUAAUUUUCCAAAAAUUCCCUUCAAACUCACCUUCUUCCGCACCCAAUUUUGUAAAUAAUUGUUGCUAAAAAUACCGGGAAAAUGACGUCCCAAACGACGUGCGAAAUCGGGUCGGUCGCCCAUUGCCCCCGGCGGCGGCGGCGGGGCGCUUCCCCCUUCACGUGCCGUGGGGCCACGAAUUUAAUUACCGGUGUGUUGCGCAAUGUCUGGACUCGGCGGAUUAAUGGACACGCGAAAACUGUGGGUUGUAUACGAUGUGUAUGUGUGCAGGGCGCGGAAGGGUAGUAGUUGGUCGGAGAAAUUGUCGGUUGCAGAGAUUAAAAACGCCACCUCUCGCACAAGUGUGGAGCGGGGCGACGGACAAUUCGCGGAGCAAAAAAAUUACGCAAAAAAUUACAAUGAUGGGCAGGGCGUGGGGGUUUAAUGGGGUGGUACAGGCGACUGGCGAGUCAUUUGCAAGACCGGGUUGAGCUGGAGUUUCGAAAUUUCGGGGGUUUUGUCGGUCUGUCGGGGAAAAAUGUGAGCUUGCCGCUGAGAAAAUGAGUUGUGUUGCGGCAAAAUUUACUCGCUUUUGGCUUCAACAACCGCAGCGACAUUGUGCUCAUUAUUUUCCCGACAGAGUGAUAUCAGUCUGUCGGGAAAAUAAUGUGGAAUUUUCGUGGCAAAAUGUCUCGCCUUGUCGCCCUACAAAUCUUCAACUAGCCGCCGUAAAGCAAUGAUGGGCUAUUUAAAAAAUCCACAUUAUUUUCCCGACAGACUGAUAUUGGCCUACGGGCCAAUAUCAAUCAAAAUUUUUUUUGAUUUUUGAAUAUCAGUCUGUCGUGAAAAUAAUGAGCACAAUGUCGCUGAGCCAAUCGCGUCGCUGAAGUGAAAAGCAAUUUGAUUUUGCCGCGAAGACAAUCCAUUUUCUCGGCGGCGAUGCGAUUUUCGAUGCGACAGGUUGCGCAUUAUUUUCCCGACAAAUUGAGAUGGCUUGGAAAAAGGGGGCGCGACAUAGUGCCAAAAGAACGAAACUGCACUGUGCAAACUGCAAACUCGCCUUUUUUGGGGCGGUUUUUUGAAGAGCGACCCAGUUAUCGUUAAAAAUGCGCAGGCUAUUUGCCGUAUUUCUUUUGCUUGCGUAUCUUUGCCCACAUGAAAAAAGUUGAUUUUUUUUGUGGAAAUUAGAGUUUACUUUUUACGGUAGAAAUACUCAUGAGACUUUUUAAGCCAAUAUCAAAGUUGAAUGUGUUCUCUGGUCUACGAUUUCCGAAGGUCCCUUGUAUUCAAAAAAAAAAAUGUUUUCUAAAGGUCCCUUGCCCUCAAAAAAACCGAAAAAUCUAAAUGUCCCUUGUACUCCGAAAAAAGAUCCCAACGCCCUUUACCACCAUUUUACACCAUGUUUCCAACGUAAAACUCGGAAAUAUCACACUUCCCAACCCUAUAAUAAAAACGCAUGAUAAAAAGAUGACGUAUUGAAAGAGGUAAUGUCGUUAAAAAACGAAUCGGGCUAAAAAUAUACGAACCUCGACCAGACAUCAUACGGUAAUCGCUCAACUUUCAGUACAAUCGUCAAUUUGAAAACGGGUUCGAGCGUACGGCCCGGUUUCGCCGCCAGCCCGCCGUCGACAUGGAGGAGCUGAAAACGCCCAGUCCCGGACAUGAUUAUGGUGGGUUUUGAUUUUACUACUGUUGUUUUUUUAUUAUUUUUGGUGAUUUUGGGAUCUUUGGCAAGUUUGAAGUGAAAAAUUUUUAGAUUUUUUGAAUUUUUUUUGGGAUUUUUUGCAUUUUUUUGGUCUGUUUUUGCAAGAAUAGGCAUUUAUAUUAUACAGUCUUCAAUCUACAGUGUUUUUUAUUUUCAUUUGGAGAUCUUUUGAAGCUUGAAACGAAAAAAAUUUUUAAAUUUUUUGAAAAUUUUUUCAAAUUUUUUUGGAUUUUUUAAAUUUUUUGGUCUUAUUUUGCAAGAAUAGACAUUUUAUUAUACAGUCUUCAACCUACAAUGUUUUUUAUGUUAAUUUUGAGAUUUUGGCAAGUUUGAAGCAAAAAAAAAAUUUGAGAUUUUUUGAAAAUUUUUUUGGAAUUUUUUUGGGAUUUUUUGAUUUUUUCUUGUCUCAAAAUAGUUCUUUGUAAGUACCAUUGCAAUCUACAACAUUUUUGUUUGUGGAUUUUGAAUUUCUUGGCAAUUUUGAAGAAAAAAAAUUUGAGAUUUUAGAAAAUUUUUUUUUGGGAUUUUUUGAACUUUUCUUGUCUCCAAAUAGUUUUUUAUAAGCGUCAUUACAAUCUACAGUAUUUUUGUUAUUUGAUUUUGCGAUUUUUUGCAAUUUUAAACGAAAAAAAUUGAGAUAAAAAAAAUUUUUUUUUUAUUUUUUCUGAAUUUUCUGCAUAUUUUUUUUGAUCCCUUCUUUUUGCACGUACAUGACGGCGAAUUUUCAAUUACACGUAAAAUUUGAGUUCUCUAAAAAAUCUCUUAAGACAUUAGAAAAAAAAACAACCACUGCAUUAUUCAGUAAAUUCCUGCAUAUGCUGGAAUAUGCUAAUGAAUUUAUGUUUCAUUUAUUCCUUGUGAUUUUGCGAAUUAUCUAUCAAUCUGUGUUAUUUGAUCAGCGGAAUAAUUGAGAUCUUAUACGGAGCUUAUGAAUAAUUGUAUUUUGCAUAGUUAACUAUUUUUUUCAAUUAUGCAAAGAUUAUUUUAUGGUCGGAAAACUACGGUAAUCGGUCUUGGAGUAUGGUCUUUCUCCAUUCGGGAGGCGAAAAAAUUCGUUUAAAAUUUAUGCUAAUUUUUGAAAUUCAAAAAAUUUGCAUAUUUCUUUUUUUUUUGAUUUUUUUUCUGGAAUAUACGAUUUUUAUUUUUACUUGCUGAUUAUUUUACGGCUUAUAGAAAAUCCUGCAAUACAAAAAUUUGCAUAUAUUUACGAACUAAGUUUGAAAAAAUUUGAAUAUGCAAAUUUUUCUCUCCAAAAUUUUUUUUACUUUCAAAUUUUUCACGUGUUUUAUUAAAUCCAAAAACUUUUUAUUUUAAAGAAAUUUCCAUAUUCGAAAUUUAAAUUUGAUAAAAUUUGCAUAUGCUAAUUUUUCUCUUCCAAAAUUUUUCAAUUUUCAAAAAAAAAGUUUUUUAUCGCAGCAAGAUACUGUGUUUUAUUAAAAAAGUUUGCAUACACAAGCUUUUUAAUUUCAAAAAAUUUGCAUAUUCAAAUUUUUUCCUCUAAAAUCCUGUUGAUUUUCCGAAAAACUCAGCUUAUUAAAAAAGUCCAAUAAAACUUUCAAAUCUCUCAAUAACCCAUUUUUAAGCCCAUUAAGACAUCAAUUAUCCCCAAACAAAGCUAAUCAAAUUUCUUUUCCGGAACCUUUGUAAUCAAAUUGGGCCUCAAUUCCUUUUGUAUGCCCUUACCGUGUUGUUCGGACGUUAAUCUCUAAGCCCGGGGCGUUGUUCGCACACAUUUCCCCACCAAUAUGAAAGGGGAUUUUUUGGCAAAAAACAAAGGCCUUUCGCGUGAUGUUGACGCUGGAACAGAAAACUUUUGUAGCUAAUCCUUACCGUUGUAGUCGGAAAAAGGAGGUUAAAUUUAGAGGCGAAAACACUGGAAACGUCAACGUUGUUUGGGGACUUGGCGAUUUGCGGAGGGAACUGCGGUAAAUGGGAUUUUUUUGGCGAUCAAAUUCACAUGUAGAUAUGUAGGGUGGCUGGAGAAAUGCUCCGGAAAUUCAACGGGUUUUAAUGAAAAUUUUAAAGAAUUUGUGAAACAAAAGUUUUGUCUAAAGUGUAUGUAAGACAUCUAGUUCGCGCUUUGCAGAAACAAACGAGAUUUUUAGGUCGAAAGCUGGCAAAAAUGCGACACUUUUUUGCGAUUUUUUUCAUAAAAAAUUUCUUGCCUAUUUCGACAAUAGACGGUAAAGUUACUACAAAAAAAAACUAUUUUUUUUGCACCAAACUGGCAAAGAUACGGGCAAAAGGUCUUUUUUGUAUUCUCAUUGACCGCUCUCCGCUUUUUUCGUGCUCUCUCGGCCGCAGAGAUUGUCAAAUAUCUUGACAGCGACUGGAAAGCGCGAGCUAAGAUUUUUGCAGAUCAAUAUCAGUCUGUCGGGAAAAUACUGGCGGGCACCGCGGCGAUAUGUUUCGCCUGGUGAGGUUACAGCCGCGCACCAAACUUCCAGCGGCGUCGAGCCGUUGCAAGGCGAUCGCGGGAGAUUCCAAGGCGCGACAAAGCCACACUAUUUUCCCGACAGUCUGAGAUGACACAUCAGUAUUUUUUAGCAAAAUUUACUGCUUAUGUGCUUGCAUUGGAUCCAAAAGAAAUACUGUAAGAACUUGCCUAAAAAAUAAAUUUUUCGUAUAAAAUGCCCCCUUCAAAAUAUUUUUUUCCUAUUUUUUCUUAUAUAAGCAUAAGAUCUUUAAAAUUUGUAAACCCAAAAUUUAGUGUUCCACAUGUUUUUAUCACUAUUUCAAACUAAUUCAGAGAUCCAAGACACAUAUCCCUACUACAAUAUAAGUACUCCCCCACGUGUUUCCAUGAAAACAAUUCUUUCUUUAUUGCCAUUUAAAAAAAUUUCGCUAAAUUUCAGCUCACCUCUGAGCUGGUUACCGAGUUUUUUUGCAUCCAAAACUUCUAAAAAUACAAAAGUUUUCGUUGCGAAACCCCAACAAUGUAUUCCUCAAGUCUGAUGUCCGACCAAAGUACUUUCAUGGUAUUUGUGUCUGUACGGCGGGGAUUUCGACAAACUUUCCGCGCCCUUUAUUCGGAUACAAUUCACAAAUACGUUUGGCAACUUUGCAAAUUAUUCACAAGCUAGAGAAACUGGUCUUUAGUUGGGUUUCGCGGGAGAAUUUCAAGCAAAUGGAGGGAAAUUCUAGUGAGAGGAGAUAGUUUCUGGUCUGGAUUAGUCUUACUAAUUGCAGUUUUGUAUUUUCUGUGGGAUUUCAGAACAAAAAUUUUUUUUUGAUUUUUGAGAUUUGAAAAUUUGAAAUUUUUGAAAUAUGUAUUUGCAAAAUUAAAAAAAAAAAAAAAAAAAAAAAAAAAAAAAAAAUUUAAAAAAAUGGUAGUAUAUAGGCCAAAAUAUCUUUUUAAUGCAGCAUUUUGUAUUUUCUAUAUGAUUUAACAGUGAUUUUUUUUUUGAUUUUUGGUAUUUGAAUAUUUUGAAAUUUUUUGGAAAUAAGAGAAAGUAGAAUUAUAGUUUAUUGGCCAAAAUAUGUUUUAAAUGUUGCAUUUCCAAUUUUCUAUGGCAUUUCAAAGAGGAAUUGUAUUUUGAUGUUUUUGAAUUUAAAAAAAAAAAUUUUAAAAAAUUUUAAAAUUUUGGGUAGCAAAAAAGUAAAUUAUGUGUAGUUUAUAGGCUAAAAUAUCUUUUAAAGUCCGAAUUUUUAUUUUUUUUUGAUCUUCAAUAUGAAAUUUUGAAAUUUAAAAUUUUUUGAUUUUUUUGGAUUUUUUCAAUUUUUGGAAAUGAAAAAACUUUUUGAUUUUUUAUUGGAGUCAUGUAAAUUUUUUAUCAAUUUUAAUAUUUUUAAGUUUUCAAAAUCUUAAUCCAGACAUUGAAACACCAAAAAAUUUUUUUUACUUUUUUUUUUAUUUUUAAAAAUUUCAAAAAAAAAUUUUUUUUUAUUUUUAAAAAUCAGUUUGUCGGGAAAAUAAUGAGCGAAAUGUCGCUGAUCCAAUUGCGUCACUGAAAUGAAAACCAAUUUGAUUUUGCCGCGAAGAAAAUUCCUUUUUUGGCGAUGCGGUUUUCGAUGCAUGCUCAUUAUUUUCCCGACAGACUAAUAUUCUAAAUCAAGAAUUCAAUUUUGUUCAUUUUUCAUUUUGAAAAUGUUUUUUACUAAAUUUAACUGAGUCUCCCAGAAAUUCAAAAUUCAAAUUUCUCCGGACCAAAGAUCACUUCCCACUUCUUCUACCGCCACUUUCUUUAACUAUACAAAAUUUCGCCACAGCACAAAGCACGGCGGGCGCGGGCCAAGUGCACACACACACACACAGGAAACUACGUUCGCUGAUUUAUGCAAGGCAAGAGAGAGGCCGCGUGUAAUUAUUCAAUGAAAUGAUUAAAUCUUAAAGAGUUGUGUGGAAAGGUUACCCACUACAUAAGCAGUCAAUCGCGGCCUCCCGGUGCAAAUCCGCGGAUUUUUGCGAGUUUUUUCACUCCUUCGGUUACUGUAACAAAACUCCUGUUGUUUGCUUUUUGAUGCCCGGUAAUGUAGUAUGCACGGCGCAUGUUGCGAGGCCCCCCCAAGAAACAUUCCGCAGGCAUUUAGUAAAGCGGUGGCCGGUGGUUACGUGAGACUUGCGAAAAGCUGUGAGUCAUGGCCGGGUUUGAGGUUGGGAUUGUAGUAGCCGCAGGUCUUGUUAGACAAUAGACGUCUUUAUUCUUAUUAUAGUGUUGGCGGAAAUCAAUUAGAAACGAGUGUAAAAAUACGGCAAGCGUGACUUGUGUCAGUGGGCGCGUCGCUGUCUCUUGUACGAUCAUAGCUUUUAUAUUUUUCGGGGAGUCAAAGAAUAAGAAAGCUAUGAAUUUCCAGAUAUUUUUCGGCCUAUCGGACGUAGUAUACUAUCAGUACGUCGGGAAAAUAAUGUGGAGUUUUCGCAGCAAAAUGCCUCGUCUUGUCGCAGUUGCACACCAAAUCCCCGACUAGCUGUUGCAAAGCGAUCAAUUCCAAGGUGCACAUUAUUUUCCCGACAGACUGAUAAAACGCCGAGACCUGCCUGAAAAAAUCGCAUAGGGCGAAAAAAUUCACUCGGAACGGGGUUUCGCUCUGCGGAGGUUUGUAAUUGACAUUACCGGGCAAGUGCUCGAAGUGCGGCGCUCAAGUUUCGAUAAAACUUGGGACAAAUUUGGAAUAUUCUUUAAGACAUGCGAGAUGCCUAGCACUAUGCAGAAAUGACCGAGAUUUUUAUUUUUUAGAUCGAAGGUUAGCACGAAAAGCUAAGGAUUUAUAGUAAAGAAGGUAGGAAAGAAUUAGUUUACUCAUAAAAUUGAGUAUCGCAGAAACUGCUUUCAGAUUCUAACGAAACUAGACAAAAGUUUAGACAAAUCUUUUGUAAGACAUAUACGAGAUUUCUAGCUGGCGAUUUGCAGAAACAACCAAGAUUUUUAGCUCAAAAGCUGGCAGAAUAAUUACUGUUUUUCGCAAAUUUUUGUAUAAAAGGUUGCAUUUCCUAAUACGAGGUUCCUGAGCCGCGCUUUGCAAAAAUAAUCGAAGAUUUAUAGCAAAGAUGUUGAUGAAAAUUCGGGAUUUUUCUGUGAGUUUGUACAGCUGCCAAAUCAAGUUUUUUAAAAAUAGGAAAAACCGAAGUUCUAGCCCAAACCUAGCCAAAAUUUUUUGUAAAUUUUGGCAUAAAAAGUGUCAUGGCUAUUUCUACCAUAAAGGGUAAUGUUUCCGCAAAAAAAAAAUUUUUAUCAGCCGGACGGGCAAAGAUACGGUAAGAAAAUCGUUUUUUUUUCUCUGACCGCUCUCCCCUUUUCGCACACUCUAUCCUCCUCAAAGAUCGUUGAGCAUAUCGGUUGCUCUUGCAAAGCACGAGCUAAAAAUUACAGUUCUAGUUGCUCGUAUAAAAUAUUUUAGUAGAUCCGAACACUACCGUAGCCUUGUUUACUCACCAAAACUUUAGUCGGUUGUUAGAAAAUGCGGUUCAAAAUUCCGUUUAUGAGCUUUGGAGUAAACAAAGUUACUGUCUAACCUUUCGCAGGUCCGCCAAAUACUCGCAUUCUUGGCGGACUUGGCUUGCAAUUACAGAGGAAGUGGUUGAGGUGCUACGCUGGGAUUUUUUACAGUUUUGAAGAUACGUUGUUCUUAGAUCACAUUUAUGUUGAAACUUCAUGCUGAUUUUUAGCCCUCCUGUUUUAUAGGGGCCGCCGAGAUACUCAACGGUCCGAGACGAGAGAGUACACAAACUGCGGAGAGCGCCAGAGCAAAAAAAAAUCUUUUUGGCCAUAUCUUUGCCAAUUUCGCGCGGUAAGAAUUGAUUUUUUAUGGAAACAUUACUCUCUACGGUAGAAAUAGGAGAUAAAGGUUGUUCAUGGACAAAUUCGCGACGAAUUGUCAAAAUGUUUUUCAGUUUUCGGGCUAAAAAUCUUGUUUUUUUUUGAAAAGCGAGAGCUAGGAAUUUUGCAUAUUCCCUACAAAAAACUUGUCCAAAUUUGUGCCAAAUUUUACUAUGCGGUUCGAAAGUCGCUGGAGUGAUUUCGGCGACAUGCAAUGUGCAAAAACAAAAGUUCACCUUGCACUGUGCAAUAGGCUUUUUUGGGAUGUCGCAUUUCCCUUGUAAGCCACUUUUCGUUACCACAAUUUUUUGUGCAAAAAAACGUUGCAGAAAAACCAUGUGAUUACGUUGUCGUACGUCUGGUAUAUCGUAUUUCGCAACCCUUCAUACCGUACAAUAAACAUCAUAUUCUCGGAACUCAAACGUUUUUCUAGCCUCUGAUUAUCGUUGCACUUAUAAUUCCUACCGCCUUAAUUAAGACUUUUUCGGGCUCUAAUGACGUAGAUUUUAAAAAUUAUCUGUCAUAUGUACUGAGUCAUAUGGUGUACUUUUCUUACAAUAAACUAGUAUAUAAUGGGGCUUCUGUUCUACUAAAUCGUCGUGAUUUUUGAUGAGAUUUUGAGUGGGGUAUCUUGAGGGUGAGACUUUUAUUUUGCUGACAAUAAGCAAUUUUUAAGACCAAAAAUUGCAAAAAUUUGAUUUUUUUGCAAUUUUUAUGCGAUUGUUGCUGUAAAAAUUAGAAUAUUACAUACAUAUGAGGUCCAUGAUUUCCCGACAAAAUCUGAGCGCCAUUGUAGUGCUUCUAAGACCCCACCAACCCCUCUUGCGGUCCCCUUUUAAAGUGCAUUCGUCUUCGUUGUCAAAAAGAUUUCUCAAAGCCGAAAAAAAAAAAUUUUUUUUCGCCAUGCCCUCGGGGCCCUAAUCCCGAUUAACCGCAGAACCAACAGGAUUUCGCGGGUUGCGAAAGCCCGCAAAUCGUGUAAUUAAUUUAUGUUUGAGAGAUUAAAAUUAUGUCACUGACAUAUAGCAAAAGGUGUGGCCAGCCGUAUAUGCACCGUCCGCUUCACACUUUUAAUUUGUUGUUAAAGGGAGGAUGAUUUUUUGGGGAAGUUAAGGUUUGAGGAAAAAGGUGAUUUUUUGGGAUUUCCGGAGGCGGAAAUUUUUAAAGUUUUGGUAUUAUUCUCUAUGUGGAUUACAGUUUAAUUCCUGAACGUUUUAGCUCUCGCUUUGCAAGAGCAGCCGAGAUAUUGACUUUGCGGUCGAGAGAGUACGCGGAAAGCGGAGAGCGGUCAAGGAGAAAAAACUUUUGGCCAUAUCUUUGCCUGUUUUGCGCGGAAAAAAUGACUUUUUGUGGAAAUGUUAUAUUCUAGGGUAGAAAUAUGGAUGAAACUUUUCUAUGACAAAAUUUACAAAAAAAAUUUUUUGGCAAUUUGGAAAUUUUACAAACCGGCAGAAAAACGUCCAAUUUCAUCAACUUCCGAAUUAAAAAUCUUUUUAUUAUUUAUGCAAGCGCAAGCUAGAAAUCUCAUAUAUGCCAUAGAAAAAAUUAUUCUAAAUUUGUGCCAAGUUUCAUUAAAAUCUGAGCGUAGCGCUUUGAUCAAUUCCUCUUAUAAUCAACAUCAUUAGUAAGCUAUUAGGGUGUCCCAUAAGUUGUACUUUUUUGCUGCCUUGUUUACUUGACAUCCGCAAUAUUUUUUUUUAUUUUUAAUUUUUUAAUCCGCUUUGUUCUGAAGUAGGCUUGCAAAAAAUUUGUUAUAAAGUUCAUAACAGACAUUUACCGAGUAAAUUAAAAAUUUUUUAUCUAAAUUUCUCCAUCAAUUUUUUAGCUUCCGCCUAACAUAUAUACUUUGCUUUUACCACACUUCUAUUAUAAUAGUAUUCGGUUAAACUAUGAUGUCCAAUUCUCUAAGAAAACAUUGUACUUUCUAAAAAUACCAAUUCACAAACAGUUCUACGCCUUUUCGAAAGUGCGUAGACUUUUUGUCGCGGCGCACGGUGCAUUUUCUCUUUUCUCUCACGCACCGUGCAGUUUUUCGUUUUUUCGCACAGUGCAAAAUUAAAAAAAGAGGCUUGCACUGUGCGAUGGAUUUAGCAAAAUCGCGGCGACGCAGUGGAAAAGAAGCUUACACCGCGGCGAUAUUUUGAUGCACGGUGCAGAACCUAAAAGUGCACGGUGCGAAAUUUUUGAUUUGCACCGUGCAUUUUGCUUUUUUUCCUUUGUUUGUCGCUCACGCACUGUGCAGUUUUUUGAUUUUUUCGCACCGUGCGAAAUUAAAAAAGUGGUUUGCACGGUGCAAAGCCGCGGCGAUGCAGUUGGAAAAGUCGCUUACGUCGCGGCGAUAUUUUGUCGCACGGUGCGAAAUCUGCGAAAAAGUGGAAUGCACUGUGCAAAAGGGGGUUUUUUGCCUAGCGACGAAAAGUCUACGCACUUUAUUUGGCUUUUUGUUGCAAUCUUUUUUCGGCUUCUUUGCGGAUUAUCUUGGGUAUUUUAGUCUUCUUUAUGUCAAAAAUAUGAUGUAGGGAUGGUCUUUGAGACAUUUUUAAAAUUUUUGCACUUUUUGUGAAGGAUUUUUUUUAAUUUUGAUAAAUUUUUUAUCAAAAUUUUGAUUUUUUCAGUAAAAAAAAUUAUUUUUUUCUCCCAAAAAAUCGGUCAAAAAAAAUUUUUUGAGACCUCUCAAAAAUUUCCUUAUCCAAAUUUUACUACGUCACCCUUUUUUUACUAAUUUUUUUGCUCUUUAUUCACCAUGAAUUGCUUUGUUAUAUUGCGCUUACAUUCCAAAUUACGGUCCGCACUCCAUUGUGAAUUCAUAAUCAAUUCUUUUGCUAAUUUAUUUACGUAAGCGUCUUUGCCGCAUUCAGCUGUUGGGUAUUCUAACUUCCUUCGCAAAAAUUUGCUUAAUUUUUUAAAGGGAAAAGAAUUCUCGUCGUAUUUUACAGUCUUUAUGAGAUUUUUCAGUUUUUCCGAGAUUUUUCAAAAAUUUUGCGUUCUGUUAUUGCAUUCGCAAAGUCGGUGGAGUGAUCUCCGCCACCUCUCUGCAAGACAAAGAUCCAGUGCGGCGCCGGCGCCGGUCCAGAAGUGGAUGCGGCUUUAAUGAGGGUGCGAAAUUUUGUCGUUUUUCGGCCCCGCCAAAAUGUCUCAAAAAUUGUAUUUUUGUGGAUUAAAAUGUCAGUCGGCGGUUUAAUGAGGAGCCGGGGCGCUGUAAAAGGGCAGGUCGAGCACUCGAAAAUUAUAGACUCGGCCCCGCGGCCGGUUUGCUGCCAAGAUUUGGCGAUAAUUACCACCCCGGCGUUUCGGUAUAUUCCCGCCAAAAAGUUGCGAAAUCUCGCAUGUGACGCUGAAAACGUACUAUGAGUCUGUCGGGAAAAUAAUGAGCAGUCUGUCGCAUCGAAAAUCGCAUGGCCGCUGAGAAAAUGAAUUGUCUAAUAGUCAAAAUCAAAUUGCUUUUGACUUCAGCGAUGUGAUCGGCGCAGCGACAUUGUGCUCAUUAUUUUCCCGACAGAAUGAUAUUCAAAAAUCAAAAAAAAAAAAUUUUUUUUGAUUGAGUGAAAUUUCUAGCCUUGCGGCUAUGGAUCCAGAAAUUUAUAUCAGUCUGUCGGAAAAUUAAUGUGGGCUUGCGGCAGCAAAAUUUGUCGCCUGGUUAAAGUUCGAAGUCGCUGGAGUGAUUUUCGCGACAUGCACUGUGCGAAAACAAAGUUUUACUUUGCACUGUGCAAUUUCUUGCUUUUUGCACCGUGCAAUAGGCUUUUUAGGGUUGUCGCUCGCAUUCUGAAUUUUUUCGCACAGUGCAAACGCCAAAAAUCGCUAUUGCGACAUGCACUGUGCGAAAACAAAAGUUCACUUUGCACUGUGCAAUUUCUUGCUUUUGGCACCGUGCAAUAGGCUUUUUUGGGCUGUCGCUCGCACUCAUUUUGCGGCAUGCACUGUGCAAAAACAAAAGUUCACAUCGCACCGUGCAAUAGGCUUUUCUGGGCGCUUGACUUUUUCUGCACAGUGCAAACGCCAAAAAUUACUCCAACGACUUUACAAACUUGCUACUCUCACAACAAACCUUCUUCACUUGCUUGCCAUCAUUCUUGCUAACCGAUUUCCUUGUUAACCGCUUCCUUUUCGUUGCUUAUCGCUUGAUUUCAGCCGAGCAGCCCUCAUCAUCGAGCCGGCCCUUUCCGCAGCCCCAAUUCAACGAGCCGCCGCACUCAUUCCCCGCCCCGCAUCUUCAGCACGCCGUGGAGACGCCGAACUACCAGGAAUUCGCCAGCUUUUCCAGCGAACGGCGUGGACCCCGCAGGCAAUAUUCAUCGGACACCGACUACUUUCAGCUGAUCGACGAUCUCAUCAACGAAGAUGUAAGUGACGCCGGAUUUAGUUGCAGACUUUUUUGGCUUAACUAAGCGCUUGACUGCUUGCAAUGGGGUUUUUAGCGGGAUUCAGGGAAUUAAUUAUAUUGUACUUGACAUUAGCCCACUUUAGCUCAAUUUUUGGCAAACAAAUAGGUUUUUUUAUAGCUAAAAAUUUUUUUUAACCUCUUGCAAACACCUCUACUAUCAAUUCUCACCAAAUUUUGCCAUUUUCUCGAUUUUUCCAAAAUUCCAAAAAAUCCGUCAUCAUGACAUAUUUUUGCGAAAAAUUGGUCGCAAUGUUUUUUUACGCUCUUUUUAUGCGACAUACAUUCUUUUGAGAAAUUUUUCACAUCUUUGUAAUACUCAAUUAAUCAUGUCAUGAUGACGUAUUUUUUGGAAAUUCCUCGAAAACUCCAAAUAACUGUCCAAAACGUAAUAGUUCUAAAAAUUUCAGUCGCUUUUCUGCUAAUUUUUGAUAAUUAGAGUCUCAAUUACUUUUUUUACAACACUCUAUUUCAACACCUACACCUACCUACGUCAUCACUUCUCCUUUCCUUUUACAUCUUUUUCCCCGCCGAAGCCCAACAUCCCAACAGUUCGCCAUAGCGACAUUCGGCGGUUCGCCGGUUUAUAGUUCCCUGUAUUUCUCGCUAAUACGCGAAAAUACCGUAGCAUUUCGCCGGGGUUCUGUAUUUUGCGUCACGCUAACGGCUUGUUUGCAACGGCCAACGAUUACAGCGGGUGUGGAAAUGUCGAAUGUAGUUGUGUCUGGGAUCGCGUACACACGUUGGGGGUACGUAGAUUAGUGGGUAGGGUUUGUAGUAGAGCGGUUGGAAACGGGUUGGGGAAGGGGAGGUUUUCGGACUUUGGGCGGCUUGAUGGGGUUUUUUGAAAGGCUGAUUCUGAAAAUUCAGAGGGGUAAGGGAAAAAUUUCUUAGUCGGCCUUGUAGUACGUUUUCUAGACUUCUUGAUGAUAUCAAAUUGAUCGGUUUCUGGUAGCUUUUUUAGGUAUUAAAACGAUUUUUUUUGAGACUGGCCAAAAUUCGAGAAAACGCAAAAAAUCAAAUUUUUCGAAAAACCGAAACCACGAUUACUGUAUUUUUGCGGUCCUCAGUGGUACUAAGGCCCUAUAGUAUCAACAAAUUGUAUUCUUUUUUAGUACUGACACAUUUGAUGACCAGAAAAAUGAAUUUUUAUUUUUAAUUUUUCGCCGAUUUACACUAAAUUCUUUGCCCGAACUGAUACUAUUUGCGACAAAAAAUCUUGAGAAUUUUUUGCAAUUUUGCACUGUUCAUUUUGACCGAUAAUGGCUUCGUUUUUCGAAAAACGCAUUUUGCACCGUGCAACUGUCUCAAAAACUCAAUUUGCACAGUGCAACCGUAUUAGGGCCCGGUCUGAGAGGAAAUUGGUGGCAUAUGCAAUUUCCAGGGCUUUUUUCCCUCGGGUACUAUUCUGUCGGAAAAAUAAUGAGGAUUUCUCGCAGCUAGUAGUAUCAAGAGUGUCAUGACGUCAUCUCAGCUUUUUUUGUUUUUUCUUUUCUCUAUAGAAGGAAGAAGUCUGGUCAACGUAUUUUAACCAGCUCUGGCUUCAAAUUAUUGCCCAAAAUUUCAAAAAAAUGCUCCUCAGACGUCCGUAAUCCCGUGAAAUUCGGAUUUUUCCUUUUUUCCCGAUCCGUACAAGUUGAAUGCCGCUUAGAGUGCAAUCGCGUGAGGUGUCCGAGAAGUUAAUGUCGCUAUUUUAAUUUGUCCGCUUUUGCGGCAAGCACGCGGGUUUUUUCGACGGCGGACCUUUAACUUUCGAGUCUACGUGAUCCGUGCGGUAUAAUAUAACAUCAUAUGAGUAUUUGUGGUCUUUUGCGGUGUCUUAUGGUCAGCUGGCUUGCUGGACGUUCUUUUGGCGUUCGCUUGAACGAUUUUUUUAUUGAUUUGGGGAAGAAUUUUGAUCUGGGGAGCUUUGAGAAAAUUAUGAUUUUUGAAAAAAUUACAGUAAUUUCGAGCUGUCACUGCCUUCAGUAGUGAAGAAUAUGAGUCUUACUGUUGUUUUAGAGUAAAAUAAAGUUUGGUCUUUUUUUCCUACAACGUAUUUUACCUUAUUUCCCUCAUUACCCCUAGAAAAUUCCUUCGUUGCCAAGCGGUAGAAAAUUAAACGAAAUUUUUCUCUUUUGUUCCGUAUUUUACCUUAUUUUCCGAAUAUCUCCCAGGAAUUUCUUCGCUGCGGAAACUCGUAUUUUUAGAAGAAUUACAGUAAUCCACAGGGCUGAAAUUAUUGGCGCAGUGUCUACGCACAUUUUUCAAAAAUGUGCGUAGACAUUUUUUUGCCGUUCGUCGCGAAGUCUACGCAAUUUAUGAAAAUACUUGUAGGGGCAUUAAAAUCAAAAACUGCUCUGUAGAUUCUAUGUUACUACUUGCGACAAAAAGUCUUUAUAAUUUUCUGCGACUCUGCACUGUGCAUUUUGAGCGAUAAUUCGAAAGAAUCAUUUUGCACCGUGCAGGUCCAAAAACUGCGCCUGCACGGUGCAAUUUUGUUUUUUGCCCUCCGCUGCGAUUCCCAUUUUUCGCAGCGACAAAUUAUUUGUUCGGAGACGGAAUUUGAGGUCCGCGACCUCCAUAUUCCACCGAAUUUCGCCCGUUUUGCUCCAAAAACGUGAAUCUUCGGACGAACGAAAAAUGUCGGUAACUUAUACCGCCCUUCCCGCACAAUACAGGCACUCGAAGAGCCGUUCUUGAGCCCGUUAGACCUUCAAAGAUUCUGGCGCUGUUUUCGACACCACUGUUUACCGGUUUCCAAUUAGUUUACGGGAUGCCCAAAGUACGAAACGCACUUUCGCUGACUAUGUCAUAUUAACGUCAGCCGCGAUCUUCAGGCCCGUGGAACAGCCGGCAAUUAGCGCGCAUUAAGAUGGGGCACGUGGAAUGUCACAGCCCGGUAGUCUGGCCGCUUAUAUAACCGCCGGUUUACCCACCUAUCCAUGUCCGCGGGCGGUUCUGACGGAUUUUCGGGAGAUGCGUGAGCUGGCCGGGAUGGUGAAGAUAAAAUUCGAUUUUUUCGAACGCCUUAGGCUCUAGUGUGGUGAUUUUUGGACACAGGUCUUCUAAUAGAAUCUAGUUUCAAGGUCAGAGAAAUUUUUGAAAUUUUCUUGGGAGAAGUACGAAAUUUUUCGAAUUUUUCGAAAUUUCCCGAAUACAUUUUCAUUUUGGCUAUAAAUUCUCUUCCUUUCUGCAGUUUGGGACAUUAUAUGUAGUCCUCAAACACCACAUAUCCCUGAGAUUUUUUUCAAAACAAUUUGACGUUGUUUUUUCACCAAAAAAAUUUAAAAUUCGAAAAAAAAAUUUUUUGAAAUUCUUUGAAAUUUGUUGAAAUUUAUUUUGGAAAUCAAGAUUUUUCGCGGUAAACUCAAAAAUACGACCAUGUCUCGGCUACAUUCUCACUUCUAUUUGUUUUUCUCUCUUUUUUGUCCAAGAUACGACAAUAUCUUUUAUCCCGCUUACCCUUUGCCCGAAGCGCCCUGGAAAUGGUGCGAAUCCGCGGCGCGGUUUGUACUAAAUUCAACUCCACACGGCGAGUACAAAACGCCCAAGGGAAUAAAUAGGGCCCGGUGCGGGAAAGUUCGAAUUGCGUAUAAUUAUAAGGCGGAUGGUCGGAUUUGUUACCCGAUGCGCCUUUCUUCGUCGUCGUGGUGGCCGGCGGCGGCUCCUCGCUCGUUGUAGCGGCCGCCGUAAGAGGCGGUGUACUUUCUCUUCGACGACGUCUAGCGUGGUUAUUAACCUGGCCACCGCCGGCUCUCGCACAUGCACUCUUAGCCGGCUUUAAUGAGAAGGUUAGGCGUUUCGAAGCGGCGGCUCCUCGUAGGUGGGGCCGGGCCCGAGGAGGAAGAGGAUGCGGCGUGUGCUAGAGUGCAUGAUACAUGCUAUGAUUUACGGUAUAAGGGCGGGCUGAGUUUCCCUUUCUUGGCUCGAAAAUUCUUAAUUUUCCAUUUUUACUCUUAUUUACCGGAGAAUGCUGGAAAAUCGUAUUUUAGAAAGAGCACAGUCGAUUUUUCAUAGAUUUAUAUAUGUUUAUAGAAUAUUAGAGGCCUUAGUUUACGUUAAAAACAAUUGAAAAAUUUUCAGCGCCAGGUCGGCGAGAGUAUCAGCGAUUUAAAGUCCGAAGGCGACCCGAUUCUGGCAUCACAACCCACCUCAACCAGCAGUCAGCCAGAGCAUCAGCCGGAACGACCGCCUUUCCUCCGUCCUAGCCAGGUAAAACACGUUUGGUUAAGAGACAAAUAGCUGAUUUUGCGACAAUAAGCUUUCAUUAGAGACAUUUUAUACGAUGAAACAUUUUUUCGGCCAUUUUUUGACUUUUUUUCGCUUUUUUCGGUUAUUUAUUGCUUGAAAUAAAGAGCUAAGAGUAUGUAUAUACAAUAAGUCAUAUUUCAGACUUCCAUGAAGCCCUCGACCUCGUCUACCUCGGUACCCAAAACCUCCACACAGCAGCUCGAGCCGGGGUCCAGCGGGACGGCGGUAGUGACUUCAAGCGCGAUGAAGCUGGAAGCCGAAAGUUCGAACGCCUUUAAACUACUGAUGAAUCAACAGCACGUCGCUGGCAACCCCUACAACUCCCUGCUUUCGGGGUAG